This is a messenger RNA of Saccostrea cuccullata (small rock oyster), 4776 nucleotides long. RefSeq names its product serine/threonine-protein phosphatase 6 regulatory ankyrin repeat subunit B-like. Lineage: Eukaryota; Metazoa; Mollusca; Bivalvia; Ostreida; Ostreidae. Bases 1 to 4776 code for a protein of 1591 amino acids. The record is from RefSeq and is a predicted model, not a curated record. The transcript has 4 exons. Gene Ontology annotation, cellular component: nucleus. Gene Ontology annotation, biological process: positive regulation of transcription by RNA polymerase II. Gene Ontology annotation, molecular function: transcription cis-regulatory region binding; protein binding.
AUGAAAGACUUUUUCAUUUCCCAUCAAACUGUUGUUGUAAUAGGAUCCCCAGGCUCUGGGAAAACUGCUUUGAUCCGCCACAUCGCUUUACAGCUGGAGUCCCAGUAUCAGAUUGUUCCUAUCUCCAAACCUGAGGACAUCAUUAUUUUUGGUGACGUAUGCAGACCGCAAAUAUUUGUCAUAGAUGAUGUUUUAGGUGUGUUUUCCUUAGAGAGAAAUUUGUUAUCAGAUUUAGAUAGACAUAGUGACCAAAUCGAAAGUGUUCUCGAUAAGAAAUCAAAAUUAUUUAUUUCAUGUAGAUUAGCAGUGUUUAAUGAAGCAAAAGAAUUAGAUGUAAAAUUUUUUGAAGAGAAUAACAUUAUCAGUUUAAAUAGUGAAAGGAAUAUUCUCACCUUGGAAGAUCAAAAAGGUAUAUUUGAAUCUCACAUGAAAAAUGCAGAGAUUUCAUGUACCAUUGAUUCAAAACUUCCGUUCGAAAAAGGGAUCCCCAUGUUUCCACUUCUUUGUCAAAUGUUCAGCACUGAUAAAUGUAUCAGGGAAUAUGGAUCAGGGUUUUUUACAUACCCAUCCAAAUGCUUGCUCUCAGAAUUAGGUAAAAUAAGAAAAAGAAAUAAUCUCCAAUAUGCAUCUAUGGUUUUGGUCAUGCUGAACAACAAUUGUUUAUCUGUGAAAGUGUCUGUAAACAAAGGAAUGCUGGAAAAUGUUUGCAAAUCUUGCGAAGUUAAAGGAACCCACCAAGACUGGGAAAUAUUUCAGCAAUUAUCACACUUAAAAGGUAUAUACACUGCAGAAAGUAAUGAUCAAUAUACAUUUAUGCAUGACUUGAUAUUUGAAGUUGUUGCAUAUCAUUACGGCCAACAAUUUCCUGAUCAAAUUCUGGAAUAUAUGAACAGUAGUUUCAUUGCAAACAGAGUUGUUUUAGAGAACACAGAUUCUGGAAACGACCUUUGCAUCAAACUAAAGAAGUCCCAAUAUGAAAAUCUCGCAAAAAGACUGUAUAUUGAUGUCAAAAAAGGGAAACUACAUGAUGUGUUUCUAAAUAGCACUCUCAGGAAUUCUGUUUUUAGACAACAUUUUAAACAAAUUUUGUCAACAGCGCCGUAUGAGGAUGUAACGAAUUUUUUCUUAUUAUCUAGAGGGGAAGUGUUUGAAAGUGUGAUACUUGAUUCUAAGAAAGAAGAUGAAAAAACUGAUUUAGAAAAUAAAGUUAUAGGACAGAGAGAAAUCGAAAGACAAGAUCUUCUUCUUGGCCUAAAAUGUAUUGGACAAAGCAAUGUAUAUAAAAUACGGGUUAUCAGUUUCAUAAUUUAUUAUGGUCACCUCGAUUUGCUGCGAUAUUUUAUGGGUAGGCAUCAUCAAAAUAAAGAUAUUAUCUUUGGAUGUACACAGGAAGAACAAGUAAGAUUACUUGUAUUGGCAUGUUUUCAAGGAAGAUUAGAUAUGGUAAAAAUUUUGUUAGAUUACACUAAAAAUACAAUUAUUAAUAGAAUGCCUGUGGAGGAAGUCGAUGCAUCGAACAAUAGACAUAGAUUGAUAACCCCAGUUAUAGCUGCUUGCAUGAAAAUGAAACUUGAUACUAUCAAAUAUUUAAUUUUGAAUGGAGCAGAUUUAAACCCUCAAAAUAGCUUUUAUCCAGCUUUAUGGACUCCAUCUAGAGUUGGGGACCUAAGAACAGUUACAUACUUGCUUCAACACGGUGCUGAUUGUAAUAGAUCUAAUGGAAAAGGCAUUACUCCUUUACAUUUAGGGUCACAAUUUGGACACUUGAACAUGGUUAAAAAACUCAUUGAGCAAGGUGCAUACAUCAACAAGUGUGAUAAUCAGGGUAGGACAUCUUUGCAUAUGGCCUCACAAAAUGGUCAUUUGCCCAUUGUAGAAACAUUAAUACAGCAUGAUGCUGUCUAUGAUCAGUGUGAUAUCAAAGGAGUAACACCGUUACAUCUAGCGUCUUAUAAAGGACAUGUUGCUGUUGUAAAGAAAUUGAUAGAAUGUGGUGCUGAUAUCAACUGGUGUAUUAAUAACAUGUCAUCUCUUCAUUUAGCAUCAUCGUAUUGUCAUAUUCUUGUUGUAGAAAAACUUAUAGAACAUGGCGCCAGCAUCAACAGCUGCGAUGCUUAUGGUCAAACAUCCCUACAUUUUGCAUCACGAAAAGGCCAUAUGUCAAUUGUAGAUUUAUUGAUACAACACGGUGCUAAUUAUGAUCAAUGUGAUAAAAUUAACGCAACCCCUCUUCAUUAUGCGUCAUUUUAUGGACAUGUCCAUGUUGUGGAAAAACUUAUAGAACACGGAGAUGAUAUUAAUAAAUGUGUCUUAGGUCUGUCACCCCUUCAUAUAGCAUCGAUGCGUGGACAUCUUCCCGUUGUCGAGAUAUUAAUUGAAGCGGAUACUGAUGUAAAUAUGUGUAAUGAUUUUAGUGAGACAGUUUUUAAUUCCAAAAUUCAGGAUGAUGAAUCGUCCCUGUCAAAAGCAUUACAGGCAUAUAUCAAUCUUUGUUAUAGAUGCAAUAAGCUUAAGGUAUCCCCUCUACAUUUUGCGUCAUUAGAAGGUCAUAGUCAUGUUGUAGAAAAAUUAAUAGAACAUGGGGCCGACAUUAACGUACGUUCAUCAGAAGGUUUGCUGUCUUUGCAUUACGCAGCCAAAAAUGGCCAUUUGUCUGCUGUUGAAAUAUUACUUAGGUCCGGUGGUGACUUGCAUAAAAAAUAUACAGAAGAAAAAUUGCAUUUUUAUUCAUGGCCAUUGACAGCCCAUGCCCCUUUUGUGGAACAAUUUAAUGGAAAUAAUAGCAACAUCAAUGCCUGUAAGAAAAAUAAACAAACAACUAUUGAUUUGAAUUCAAAAAAAGAUCAUGUUUCGGUUGAAAAAAUAAGUAGAGAUCACAGUACCGACAUUAAAAUGUGUGAGAAUAAUGUUGGGUCUACCCUACAUUUAUCGUCAAGGAAAGUCCGUGGUCCGAAAGUAGGCAAACUUACUCAAAAUAAUUCCAAUGUUAACAUUUGUAACAUGCAGGGUCAGUCAUCUCUGCAUUUAGCAUCAGCAGAAGGAUACGUUUCUGUUGUAGAAAAAAUGAUUGAAUAUGGUGCCGACAUUAACAUGUGUGAUAUUCACGGUCAGUCAUCCUUGCUUUUAGCAUCAUAUGAAGGUCAUCUUCUUGUUGUAGAAAAACUCAUUCAAAACAAUGCGGACAUCAACAAAUGUGAUAUCAAAGAACAAUCUCCUCUGCAUUUUGCAUCACUUAUAGGUCAUCUUCCUCUCGUAGAAAAACUCAUUCAAAAUAAUGCCGACAUAAACAAAAGUGAUUUGCUGGGACAGUCAUCUCUGCAUAUUGCAUCACAGAAAGGCCAUCUUCUUGCUGUAGAAGAACUUUUAGAGCACGGUGCCGACAUAAACAAGAGAGAUAAUCAAGGUCUGUCAUCCUUGCUUGUAGCAUCUUGGGAAGGCCAUCUUCCUGUUGUAGAAACACUUAUUAAUCAUGGUGCUGACAUCAACUUGUGUGCUGAAACUGGUGAGACAUCUCUGCAUUUGGCAUCGCAAGAUGGUCAUGUCGCUGUUGUAGAAACAUUAAUUCUGUAUGGAUCAGAUAUCAACACGAGAGAUAUUAACGGUCUUUCCCCUCUGUUUUAUGGAUUACUUAACGAUCAUAUUACUCUUGUAUAUUCAUUGAUUGAGCACGGUGCCGACAUCAACAUGUGUGGUUGUCAGGGUCAGUUACCCUUGCAUGAAGCGUCACUUAAGGGUAAUUUUCCUGUUGUGAAAAAACUUAUAGAGCAAGGUGCUGAUAUCAACAAAUGCAACAUUGAUGGUGAAUCAUCUCUGCACCUAGCAUCAGAAAAAGGUCAUUUGGCUGUUGUAGAAAAAUUACUUCAACACAGUGCAGAUUUUAAUCAACAAGAUAUUUGUCAUUUAACACCUCUACAUAGAGCGUCAUAUUGGGGGCAUGCUCAUGUUGUAGAAAAAUUAAUAAAACACGGGGCAGAUGUAAACAGAUGUAAUAUAAAUGAUAUAUUGCCCCUGCAUUACGCUUCAGAAAAUGGUCAUCUGUCUGUCGUUGAAAUACUUCUGCAAUUUUGCACCGACUGUCCUCAAAAUAAAAAGAGAAAAAUCGAAAACUAUGAAAUUCCAAAUGCUUGCAACAGAAAAAAUGAACACAUGGAAAAUAUCGACAAAUUGGACAAGAAUGGUUUCUCACCUCUCUAUUUAGCAUCAAAAAAUGGCCAUUUGUCCAUUGUAGAAACAUUAAUUUGUCACGGAGCUAAUUGUAAUACAUGUGACAAGAAUUACGUCACACCAUUACAUAGAGCAUCUUCUACAGGAAAUGUCACUAUUGCAGAAAAAUUGAUCAAAUCAGGUGCGGACACCAACAGUUGUGAUAAAGCUGGUCGGUCACCUUUGCAUGAUGCAUCAAUAAAUGGUCAUUUAUCGGUUGUAGAAGCAUUAAUUCGACAUGGUGCUAAAUGUAAUCAAUGCGAUGAAAAAAAAGUUACACCUAUACAUAUGGCAUCAUUUGCAGGACAUGUUCAGGUCGUAGAAAGGUUAAUUGAAGCUGGUUCCAGUAUAAACAAACGUGAUAUUAAUGGCACAGUUUCUAAUGUGUUCGCUUACGGCGGUACACUCGUAUUUUGGUUCCCUAAUUUGUUGUCGGUGUACGGUCAUUCUAUGUCUCACGGUGUCUCCUGUCUGGCCGAUAUAAUUUACACCACAACGGCACAGGUUAUCACAUCAAUGAGAAAAGAGCUGGUGUAUGACAUUGAUGUUUUAAUUGACUCGAGCUCUGAUUAG